Molecule: messenger RNA, 891 nt
Organism: Chaetura pelagica (chimney swift)
Lineage: Eukaryota; Metazoa; Chordata; Aves; Apodiformes; Apodidae
Product: golgin subfamily B member 1-like
Exons: 8
Coding region: 1-891 (296 amino acids)
Cellular component (GO): Golgi apparatus
Source: RefSeq, a predicted model, not a curated record
AUGCAUAAAGAGGUUUCAAAUGAGGGAAGUAGAAAACAUGAUAGAGAAAAACUUGUUUUAGAGACUGCCUGCCUUGCUGGCAGUGCAGAGACACCAGAGGAAAUCAGACUUGCCUUAGCUGAGAAGAACCAGCUUCAGAGGGAGCUGCAGCGCUGCCUUCAGGAGAUGCAGCAGAAGGAUCUCCACUUUCAGCAGGUUAAUUCAAAGGUUGUCCAGUCAGCAGAAGAGAAUGCUGUCCUGUCUGCCCAGCUGAAGGCUCUUUCACAGACCCUGAGGGAUAACCAGCUUCGUUACACUGACUUGCAGAAUCGUUAUUUAAGACUGGAGAGGGAAUAUCAGACAAUCCAAGUGUCAUCAUUCCAAGGCCUUGUUCAGGAUGAAACUAGAGCAGAAGUUCCCCCUGGAGCACCACAGGAAAGAUCUGCUGUCAUUGUUGAAAUAGACAAUAUGGAGCUGAAUGAUCUCAGAAAAAGGCUUGCAGAGACUGAGCAACAAUAUGAUUCAGUGCAGCAGGCUCUCUCACAACUGACAGAAACUCUGGCAGAAGAGAAGAGGAGGAGAGAAGCUGCUGAAGAGGCUCUUGGACUCUCUGAGGAGCAAAGUAACAGAUUUGAAGUAAGCAGUUACAGGUCUGUACCUAGUGAAUACUCUGUUCAGGUGGAAACUGAGGAGGAAAGGGAAGCCUUAAUCAUCAAUCCUAGUGAGCAUGUUAUUGUGCGAAAGAUUUGGCAUCAUUCUUUCUACAACGAGCUCUGGGUUGUGCUGGAGGAACACCCUGUCCUGCUGACCAAGGUCCCCUUGAAUCCCAAAGUCAUCCAUGGAAAAAUGACCCAGAUCAACACAGAAAAUGAACUUUCAUGGGAAAGCAUUGAAGGUGCUUAUGAAUUGUGA